This is a messenger RNA of Aegilops tauschii subsp. strangulata, 1752 nucleotides long. Lineage: Eukaryota; Viridiplantae; Streptophyta; Magnoliopsida; Poales; Poaceae. The record is from RefSeq and is a predicted model, not a curated record.
UCAAUACUCAAAUGCAUACUGUUACUAGUUUCUUGAGCAAAAUAGCAGGAGUACUAGCAGGUGAUAGCUACUUCUCUCCGGAAGCCUAUAUAAGAGUAAUCUGAGGAUAUCACAGGACACAACACCUUUUGGUCGCACUUCGUCUGCGCGAACGAGCCGAUCGACACCUCCCAAGUCGCAACAAAUAUCACUCAUUCCCCAGCAUCUUUCUUACAGAUGAAGGCAAGGCGCUUCAACUUUGUCUUCCAGCUUGAGCAGUCUGGGACUGGAGGAUGUUCUUACUGUUGUUCUUGUCGUCCUCGUUGUUGCAGCAAAGGAUGGUCAUCAGGGUGAGCAUGCCUUGCGACAAGUGCAGGUCCAAAGCCAUGGAGUUGGCCGCCAAGACAACCGGGGUGAUCUCGAUAAAGAUAGCCGGUGAUUAUACCAACCAACUUGAGGUGGUCGGUGAUGGCAUCGAUGUGGUCUGCCUCGUCAACCGCCUCCACAAGAAGCUUGGACGCGUCGUGAUUCUGGAGGUGGAGGAAGUGAAAGAUAAGAAACCAGAUCCAGAUGAGAAGAAGCCCGAGAAGUGUGAGAAGAAGUCGCAUGUGCCUGUCCCACAGUGUUAUCCCGGUUGCUACCACUAUCACUGCCCGUCGAGGCCACAAGUGGUCGUCUAUGAGGAGUCUGGCGCUUGCUCCAUCAUGUAAUUUUCCAGAGACGGUCUUGCCAACCAAACAAAUCAAGCAGGUGGGAAGGAAAAAAAAUAACAUUAUUAUUAAAUACUCCUGCCAUCCCAAAAUAAGUGUCUCAAAUUUAAUAUAAUUUUUACUAAAGUUAGCACAAAGUUAAGACACUUUAAAAAAAUAAGUUGACACACUUAUUUUAGGACGGCGGGAGUACUUCAAGAGGUCUCAGUUGUGUGCAUUGCAAGAUGGAGUGGAGAUAAAAACAUUGUUCUUUCAUUGUGUAAAAAAAGAACUUGCAGGCGAGCCAUUAGGGCAUCUCCAAUAGUUUGUAUGUUAGCUUGCUGGUAAAAUAUGACAUGUCAUCAACCAACAUCUUAACAUACAACUACUCCAAUAGAUUGUAUCUAAUUUGCACAAUAGUAUGUAAGAUAAUAAAUAAGGUGCUCUCUCAUUCUACAUUGGAGCUUGUGUAAGGGGUGUUGGUUCAUGUACAUACAACCUAACUCUCUUUUCUCAUUUAUUGUAUAACACACCUAAAAAAUCCUAUGUGGCAAAGUCUACCAACAACUAUCUUACAACUAUUGGAGAUGCCCUUAGACGGAGGUCAAUCUAAUGACUUGAUGACGCUUGGAAUAAAGUGUUGCACCAAGAAACUCAGUUGUAUAUACUUAUCUUUUUUCAAAACUUAAUGUAUGCAUUUUGGUUCAUAAACAUGAUAAGUUUGUACUUAAUAUGUUACAGGGAAGCCUUAUAUAUGUACAGUUUGUAUUUCUGUAUUUGAAGUUGUCUUCAUCCUAAUCUUUUUUUUUCUUUGAUAAAGGGCACUUUUGGAAGGGGAGCCUUGGCGCAGUGGUAAAGCUGCUGCCUUCUGACCAUGAGGUCAUGGGUUCAAGUCCUGGAAACAGCCUCUUACAGAAAUGUAGGAUAAGGUUGCGUACUAUAGACCCAAAGUGGUCGGACUCUUCCCCGGACCCUGCGCAAGCGGAAGCUAAAUGCACCGGGCUGCCCUAAAGGGCACUUUUAUUAUCUUCGAAUGUGACAUCAAGCGGAUACAAAGCAUGAUGAGCAACACCCGGUCUCUUCA